This is a messenger RNA of Penicillium chermesinum, 1896 nucleotides long. Its product is annotated as transcription factor domain-containing protein. The record is from RefSeq and is a predicted model, not a curated record. The coding region runs from base 1 to 1896 and encodes 631 amino acids. Gene Ontology annotation, cellular component: nucleus. Lineage: Eukaryota; Fungi; Ascomycota; Eurotiomycetes; Eurotiales; Aspergillaceae. Gene Ontology annotation, molecular function: DNA binding; zinc ion binding. The transcript has 6 exons. Gene Ontology annotation, biological process: DNA-templated transcription.
AUGCUUGUCGGUGCGUGGUGUUCCGAUCAACGUGCUUCGGGAUCUGACAUAAUUAUAGUCGUGCUAAGGUCAAGCAGCCCACCAUGUCGACGCUGUGCAAGGGCAAAGGUGGAGGGCUGCACCCUGACUGACCCUCGAGUUUCGAGGCCAGGUUCUAGAGCGACGAGCUCCAAAACCACCCGGAAAAGCCGGGUAUCGACUUCCCUGUCCCCCAAUGUUGACGGGGAAAUGCAUGGACAAACCGUUCCUCGCCGAGCUUCUGGCAGUCCAGACCAACUGAUAUCAAUUUUGCCAUCCUCCACUUUGGUCACUGCCGUGGAGACAUAUCGCAAAAAGUUCCCCAUUGCCAAUUUCCUCCACUAUCCCUCUUUAAUAUCCGACGUAUCUUCGAAUCCGCAGUCUGUUGAACCGGUAUUCAUUGCAUCACUCCUCUCGCUGUGUACACGGUUUAUUACCGAUGAUGUUCUCGAGGAUGAGGAGGUAUACGCUGACUUUGCACGAAAGCACCUAGCCCAUCGGGUCAUGGAAGCGCCUUCGUUGUAUCUCGCUCAGUCUCUUGUCAUGAUCUCAUUUUAUGAAUGGGGCGCCGGUCGGCCGUAUCAAGCAUGGAUGUAUAGCGGCAUGGCUACAUACAUGAUCCAAUCGCUGUUGAAAAUGGCGGAUGACAGUAUGGAGAAUAAUCCGCAUGACUUUCAUGCCUCACAAACCCAAUACGAGCAGUUAGUCCGGACGUACUGGUGCUGCUUUGCGCAAGACUGUGAGCUCAGUUCUGGAGCUCGUCAGCAUUUUGCCUUGUCUUUUUCGCAGAUUUCAGUGCCAUUACCCAUCAGCGACCGCGAUUUCACGUUUAACCGAUUACCGGAGAAGAGACUAAUGCCCGCAGACAUGAAUAAGAACUGCCCAUCAGCCCGAGAUCUGACCAUCGAAAGUGGUCUGACUAUUGUCACUCGGGGAUUCGAUAUCUUUGUUCGGAUCUUGAGGUUUGCAAAUGAGCACCGCAGAGCUCUGGCUUCUAUGGGAAAUGAGGAGCCUAGCACAUCGCCUCUGCACCAAACGUGGCAAGCACUUAGCGAGCAGUUGGAUGAGUGGCGAACCUUACAGGAUGUCACAGUUCGAUACCCCGCUACCAGUGUCCAGGCUCAUGUUGCGCUCGGCUAUGGAGAACUGUUUGCAUACAUCAACUUGAUCUACUUUAUGAGCAUUCUAUUUCUACAUCGAGACCGCUUCCUGUCUAACCUCAAGCCCCAUUCCGAUGUUUUUCACGACAUGAACGACGAUGAUCAAUACGAGCCAGCGACCAUCAAAGAGCUCUUUGAAGCAGCGCAAAACAUAAGUGGAGUCCUGACGGCCCUGGAGGCUUCCGAGGCAGGCGUCAUGACCCCGUAUUCCGGUUUCAGCGUCUUCGGGGGGCUAGAAAGAGCCGAAGAGGAGAAAGCUCGUAACCUCGCAUACCUCGAGAGAUUAAGCAAAUUAUGGCCCGUUGGUCGUAACUGGUGGCGCACUGUGCAAGAGGCGAACCGCUUCUAUGAAAUCGUGAGAAAUAACCAGGCGCAUGCUGGUACCGGCAUGCACAGCCCCCGCCGAUUCACUAUUGGUGGGACACUGGAUGAAUAUGGGGAUAUUCGAUCCCGUCCUCGUGAGACGCAGACCAGCUCCGCGACGGCCGAAUCUCACAUGGGCACGUCCCAACCAAUACCGCGGCAGAUGCACGCGGCACUUCCCUGGAUGGAGAUCCUGGAUUGUUUGCCCGCGAGCACGGAGCACUUGGUGCCCAUGACUUUGAGGCAGACAUGUUCCAGUGGCCAUUCAUUGACGCAUCUUGGGCGGCUGGGUUUGAUGCUGGCAUGGAUGGACUUUGGCACAACUCUGGGCUGUUUGACCAUUCCCCUUCCUUGA